Molecule: messenger RNA, 723 nt
Organism: Aspergillus niger
Lineage: Eukaryota; Fungi; Ascomycota; Eurotiomycetes; Eurotiales; Aspergillaceae
Exons: 6
Coding region: 1-723 (240 amino acids)
Biological process (GO): mitochondrial respiratory chain complex III assembly
Cellular component (GO): mitochondrial membrane
Source: RefSeq, a predicted model, not a curated record
AUGUCGCAUCGAAAGAUACGAACGUGGACUUUAGCAGACCUUGCGUCUAGGCGAAUGUACUCUAUCUAUCCGCAUAACACUUCUGCAAAUGAGAAUGCACAUUAUUUGAACAACGCAAAAUAUUUUAUUCCUAAUAAUGAUCAGCUGCACCUGCGGUUAAAGUCCCACGCCUGGAAUGGAGCUGCACAUGACCCAAACGAAACAGACGAAGAGAGAAUCUCUGCGGUUUUCCCCGCUACUAGGAAUCAGCUGCUCAUUCGCACAAAAUCUGAUAGUGUUGUUCUAGUGACAUACCAUUUACAGCAGGCGAAUUCACCUGCCUUACAUCACUCGUCGUCUCAACCAACCAAUCGUCUCCAGAAAAUCCUCACCAUGUCUCGGGCAGGAACUUGGAUGAAGAUGCUCGGCGUCGGCAUCGUCAUCUGUGUCGGCGGUCCGGCAUUCGUCCAAUACAUCCGUCCUACUGAUGAAGAAUUGUUCAAGCGUUACAACCCCGAUCUUCAGAAGCGGAGUCUGGAGGAAGGUGAUCGCCGAGCUCGGGAAUUCGAUGAAUAUGUUACCCGGUUGAAGCAAUGGUCCAAGUCCGAUAAGUCGAUUUGGUACGCGGCUCAGGAACAACAGGAACAGAAGCGCGUGGAGGCUGAGGUACAACGGAACCAGGCCAGGGACGAUGCUAAGGUACAACGUGAGGAGAUGAGAAAGGAACUGCUGGGUGAGAAAUAA